AUGACUGACAUUGCUGUCAUUGACGAAUGGAUCACUACCGACAAUGGCUACUCGAUCUUCACCAAGACAUGGAAGCCUUCGACAACCGUCGUAGCUCAGAUUGUGAUGGUGCAUGGCUUUGGUGAGCAUAUCACACGCUACGAUCGCAUGUUCCAAUAUUGGGCCGAGCAUGGUAUACAAUGUUAUGGAUUCGAUCAGCGAGGAUUUGGACAAAGUGGACAAAAAGCAAAUGAUCGUGGCAACAACCAUGGGUAUCACACUGUUCUUCAAGACAUCAAUGCAGCUAUCCACCGUGUCAAGCAACCUGAUGUUCCCCUCUUCUUGAUGGGCCAUAGUAUGGGAGGUGGUCUCAUUCUCAAUCUACUCUUCCGCCCUGAAGAGUAUGAUGGCGUCAAGUUUGUAGCGGGUGCCAUUGCUUCAGCUCCCCUUGUGCGAUUGAGCAUGCCAAUCUCUCCUUUCAGAUAUUACCCUCUCUUGCUUGCAUCCAACCUUAUUCCCAACUUCACAAUCCAAGCUGGCUUGAAUCCCGAUGCCAUGUCUCAUGACGCUGACGAGGUCAAGAAGCUUAUAGAAGAUCCUCUUGUGCAUGAUUAUGCCACCCUGGGAACAGUUCGCAGUUUCUUGGAUGCAGGAGAAGAUGUGAUCAAGCAUGCUCAUAAGAUCAAGACACCCAUUGUUUACUCGCACGGUAUCCCUGAUGCUAUCAAUGAUUACAAGGCUACCAAGAUUGCAUAUGAGUCAACGGGGAGUACGGACAAGACGCUAAAGGCAUGGGACGACCUCUUCCACGAUUUGCAUAAUGAGACACCUGCAGAACGUCAGCAAGUCAUGGAUUAUUAUUUAGAAUGGAUAAAGGCUCGAAUUCCUUCUACAGUGUAA
Lichtheimia ornata is the source of this 879-nucleotide messenger RNA. RefSeq lists its product as uncharacterized. Gene Ontology annotation, cellular component: membrane. Gene Ontology annotation, molecular function: lipase activity. Bases 1 to 879 code for a protein of 292 amino acids. Lineage: Eukaryota; Fungi; Mucoromycota; Mucoromycetes; Mucorales; Lichtheimiaceae. The transcript has 7 exons. The record is from RefSeq and is a predicted model, not a curated record.